AUGACUCUUCCCCUACUGGCAAGCAGGCGGCUUGGGCUGCUGCUGCUGCCUCGUAGCAGUUUCUAUAGAUGCUCUCUGCGUGCUGCUGCUGCUGCUGCUGCUGCUGCUGCGCCAGCAGCAGCAGCAGCACCAGCAGCAGCGUGGAUUCAAUCCCGCAGCAACAGCAGCAGCAGCAGCAGCAGCAGCAGUAGAGUUGCACCCCGAGGGGUUGAGGAGGAGCUGCUGCAGCAGCUGCAGCAACCCAAACGUCUUACAGUAGAAGAGCUGCUGCAGUGCAUGCAGCAGCUGCUGCAGCGGCAGCACACAUCCUUCGCUCACCCCAGCAGCAGCAGCAUGAGCAGCAGCAGCAGCAGCAGCAGCAGGAAGUUCAACGGCAGCAGCAACACGAGUAUUCUUCCUGACGAGUUUAUAGCAUUCCUUUCUUGUGCUGCUGCUGCUGCAGCAGAGCAGCAGCAGCGGCUGCUGCUGCUCAACGACAGCAGGUACCAGCAGCUGCAGCAGCAGCUGCGCAGCAGACUGAUCGGCUUCUCCGCCCCGCAGCUUUAUAGGUUGCUGCUGUCUCUGGCUCGCUUGCAGCACUGUCCCCCUGAGGUGCUGUCUCGUCUCCUUUAUAUUUUGGGUAAGGGGGCCCCCCAGGGGGGCCCCCCCGCUGACCCUGCUGCUGCUGAGGGGCCCCUGCAGCAGCUGACGGCGAAGCAGCUGGCGCAGCUGCCGCUGCUGCUGGCUGCAGCAACAGGCAGCUGCAGCCCGACCCUCUCCUGCAGCAUCAGCCAGCAGCAGCAGCAGCAGCAGCAGCAGCAGCAGCAGCAACAGGUGCAGCAGCAGCAGCAGACAAAAGAAGAGCUCGAAGCCUUUCUCCGGGUGUAUGUACAGCACAUUUGUUUUUUGCUGCAGCAGCAGCAGAAAGCCGUCGGGGGAGUUGCGGACGCCUCUGCUGCUGAACCAGCAGCAGCAGCAGCAGACACAGCAGCAGACACAGCAGCAGCAGCAGCAGCAGCAGCAGACACAGCAGCAGCACAGUUUACAACACAAGACCUCAGCCUGCUGCUGAUCGGUGUCUCCUCUCUACGCAUGCGUUCUCUCUAUCUCAUCAAUCUUGCUGCUGACGCUUUGCGGCUGCAGCUCGCGCUGCAGUUUGGGGGCCCCACAGCCCCCCAGCAGCAGCAGCAGCAGCAGCAGCAGCAGCAGCAGGGGGAGGAGAUGCAGCAGCAGCAGCUGAUGCUGCUGCCGCUGUCUUCUGUCUUCAUGGCGAUGGCUACCCUCGGAGCAACAAACGGCUCCGCCAUACAGGAGGUUUCUUAUCACCUAACCCGUGUGGCUCCGCUGCUGUCUGUGUCUCGGCUUGCUGACUGUCUCCUUUCUCUUGCUGCUCUGCAGCACAACCCCAGCGCGGGGCCUUCUCUUAUCCUUCUUAGUGCGUUGGAGCGACAGCUGGCUGACAGGGCUUGGAGCUGCUCCUUCGCAGAUGCUCUGACUGCUGCUUGGGCUGCAGCGGCGCUGCAGCUGCACAGAGGCUCACAUAAGUUGCUGCUGCUGCUGCUGCAGCAGAUACAGCUGCUGCAGCAGCAAGGCGCUGUUGCUGCAGAAGACAUGUGGGGUGAGACGCCGCUGCGGCUGCAGCAGAUAGCCCUUGAGCUUUGCCUCGAUCCAAAAGCGAAGCCGCUGCGUGAGGUCAACACGACGAGCAGCAACAGCAGCAGCAGCAGCAACAGCAACAGCAACAGCAGCAGCAGCAGCAGCAGCAGCAGCACACUUGUUUUUGUUUCUGUGCUGCAGCUGCUGCAGCGUGAGGGGCUGAGCGAGUUCUUUGCUUUCCCUGUCUCUCUCUGUGGAGAAGCAGCAGAGACACAGCGAGAGGAGAAGGAGACACUUCUUGAACAGGAGAUUGAGGAUUUCCUUGAGCAAGAGGACGUGAGACACAGGCUGCUCCUAACCGUAGACGCCCGUCUGCAAGAGCAGCAGGAGCAGCAACAGCAGCAGCAGCAGCAGCAGCAGCAGCAGCAAGAGCAGGAGGAGGAGGAGGAGGAGGAGGAGCAGCAGCAGCAGCAGCAGCAGGAAGAACCACGUCUAGCUGACGAAGCAAGCCUCCGGCGAGUUGCGGUGUCUGUACACUUCAAGGGCUUCCCCUGUCUCCGUACAUACCGAGCUGCUUCUCUCUUUGUAUGGCCUGCUCCUGCUGCUGCUGCUGCAGCAGCAGCAGCACCAGCAGCAGCAGCUGCUGCAGCACCAGCAUCACCAGCAGCAGCAGCUGCUGCAGCACCAGCAUCAGCACCAGCAGCAGCAGCUGCUGCAGCACCAGCAGCAGCACCAGCAGCAGCACAAGCAGCAGCAGCACCAGCAGCAGCACAAGCAGCAGCAGCAGUAGCAGCAGCAGCAGGAGACGGAGCCAGGGUGACUGCAGCAGAGGUGCUGCAGCAGGAGCAGCAGGGAGGAGACAGCAGCAACCGCACUCUUGCUGUUGUGUCUGACCUUGUCUCCUUUGCUGAGUUUGUGGGGCCCUCUGAGGUGUACGUACAGCUCAAGUACAGACAUCUCCUUAAUGCAGGCCACGCGCUGAUAGCCGUGAGAGAAGAGGACUGGCGUGCUGCUGCUGACGAUGAGGAGCGGCUGCAGGUGCUGACACACCCUCAGCAGCAGCAGGAGCAUCAGCAGCAGCAGCAGCAGCAGCAGCAUCAGCAGCAGCAGCAGCAACACAUGUAG
Molecule: messenger RNA, 2700 nt
Organism: Eimeria mitis
Lineage: Eukaryota; Apicomplexa; Conoidasida; Eucoccidiorida; Eimeriidae
Exons: 10
Coding region: 1-2700 (899 amino acids)
Source: RefSeq, a predicted model, not a curated record